AUGAAGAUUAAAGAAUAUUUAAAUGCCAAAACUAAUGGAUUAUCGACUGCUGCUUGGAUAAGAAGAAAAUUAAAUGAACAUCAAGAUAUUUGCCAAGAUCACCUGUCGACAUUGUUGGACUUGAAGUCAUAA
This is a messenger RNA of Chironomus riparius, 132 nucleotides long. NCBI's taxonomy places the organism in Eukaryota, Metazoa, Arthropoda, Insecta, Diptera, Chironomidae. The record is from the annotation of a GenBank genome assembly.